This is a messenger RNA of Chaetomium globosum CBS 148.51, 744 nucleotides long. RefSeq lists its product as uncharacterized. The transcript has 4 exons. Lineage: Eukaryota; Fungi; Ascomycota; Sordariomycetes; Sordariales; Chaetomiaceae. Bases 1 to 744 code for a protein of 247 amino acids. The record is from RefSeq and is a predicted model, not a curated record.
AUGGAGCUCGACAGAGUGGUUGCUUCUGUCCCCGGACUUGCAAUUCGCAAGACUUGGAGCACUGUGCUUGUUGGCUGGGCUUUGGCCAUGAAGCAGGACAUUGAGGCUGAGUUCUCGAGGCUCGAAACAUUCUUCAGCAGAAAGUUCGACAUCCACAGCGCCCAGGCCAAUUCACUAAGUCGUCCGAUCCCGUGGUAUUUGACGAAUUUGGCCUUCAAAAGUCAGAAUCUCGCCCAAGAAAUCAUUGCCAAAGCCCCUGGCCUGCACAUGAAGCGGCACCACAAAACUGCCGUCAUCGGGCGGGAUGAAGAUAAAGUGGAUGCCGAGAUAGCCUCCAUGGAAGAAACCGUAAGGCAAGAAAAAGAACAAGAGGAAGCCGAAGAAAGGGCGAGACUGGAGAAGAAGGAGGCCGAGAAAAAAGCGAGAUGGGAACGCCGGUCACCUGCCUGGGUCUUACCGUAUGCGGUGGCAUUGAAAAAUCAGAGGAGAAAGAAGAUUACAGCGACCCAUACAGCGACACCCAAAAAUGAGCACGAUGAUGACUUGGACGAGAAUGACUUGGACGACGAAGCUGGAUUCUCUCGCCCACCUAUUCUUGCCGGCUUUAGCAGCUUCUCUUUUUCCGAGGAUAGUUCGAGAGGAACUAAGCGCACACGGGGGGAAAUCCCCGAGCCAUACGGGUUUCAGGCCGCUAGAGCCUUGAAGCGACAGAGGGCGGAUGCUCCGAACCAGCCUGAGGAGUAA